CUUGGAGUCGGAGGCGGGCGCGGCAGGAUGAAUGCAGGCUCCGACCCCGUGGUCAUCGUCGCGGCAGCGCGGACCGUCAUUGGCUCCUUCAAUGGCGCCCUGUCCACCGUGCCGGCCCACGACCUGGGCGCCACCGUCAUCAAGGAAGUCCUGAAAAGGGCCGCGGUGGCUCCGGAGGAGGUGUCCGAGGUCAUAUUCGGCCACGUCUUGGCCGCAGGUAACUCCUCGGCUCCUCACCUGGCUCACCUGAGAACAGGAGUCAGGAUGGGUGAGAUGCCCCUGGCUGAUAGCAUUCUCCACGAUGGUCUUACAUGUGCCUUUCACCACUAUCAUAUGGGCAUUACAGUUGAAAAUGUUGCCAAGCAAUGGCAGGUGAGUAGAGAAGAUCAGGACAAGGUUGCACUGCUGUCCCAGAACAGGACAGAGCAUGCACAGAAAGCUGGCCAUUUUGACAAAGAGAUUGUACCAGUUCUCGUGUCUUCCAGAAAAGGCAUUACUGAAGUGAAAACAGACGAGUUUCCUCGCCAUGGGAGCAACCUUGAAGCCCUGGCCAAGCUGAAGCCAUACUUCCUUACAGACGGCACGGGGACCGUCACCGCAGCUAAUGCUUCAGGAAUGGGCGAUGGUGCUGCAGCUGUGGUUCUUAUGAAGAAGUCAGAAGCUGAAAAUCGUGGUCUUAAACCUUUAGCACAGAUUGUUUCCUGGUCACAAGCAGGUGUGGACCCUUCUAUUAUGGGAACCGGACCCAUUCCAGCCAUAAAGCAAGCUGUCUUUAAGGCAGGCUGGUCUCUGGAGGAUGUCGAUGCAUUUGAAAUCAAUGAAGCCUAUGCAGCUCUGUCUGUUGCCAUAAAGAAAGAACUUGGAUUAUGCCCAGAAAAGGUCAACAUUGAGGGAGGGGCUAUAGCCUUGGGCCACCCCCUUGGAGCAUCUGGCUGUAGGAUCCUUGUAACCCUGCUACACACACUGGAGAGAAUGGACAAGAGCCGUGGUGUUGCAGCCCUGUGUAUUGGAGGUGGGAUGGGAAUAGCAAUGUGUGUUCAGAGAGGGUGAACCGCUUAACAGUACUCA
Molecule: messenger RNA, 1068 nt
Organism: Dipodomys ordii (Ord's kangaroo rat)
Lineage: Eukaryota; Metazoa; Chordata; Mammalia; Rodentia; Heteromyidae
Gene: Acat2
Product: acetyl-CoA acetyltransferase 2
Exons: 8
Coding region: 28-1050 (340 amino acids)
Biological process (GO): fatty acid beta-oxidation
Molecular function (GO): acetyl-CoA C-acetyltransferase activity
Source: RefSeq, a predicted model, not a curated record